GGGGUGGCGGCUCCUGUGGCUGUCGCGAGGCUCGGGCUGUGGAAGCGGCGGGCAGCUGUGGCCGGGCUCGCAGGGCGGAUAGAGCGAGCGGGGGCUCGCGCCUGGCGGGACCCGGGCCAGGGCGCCAUGGGCUCCCAGGUGCUGCAGAUUCUGCGCCAGGGGGUGUGGGCGGCUCUGAGCGGCGGCUGGUACCAGGACCCGCACCAGGGCGCCGGGGUCAACGCGCUGCACCUCUACCUGUGGCUCUUCCUGCUCGGCUUCCCCUUCACGCUGUACAUGGCCCUUCCUUCUUCUAUGGUGAUAGUAGCAAUCUACUGCCCUGUGAUAGCCGCUCUAUUCAUUGUUCUGAAGAUGGUAAACUACCGUCUGCAUAGGGCACUUGAUGAAGGUGAGAUUGUGGAGAAGAAUGCCAAUGAGCGUAUGGAUAGAGGUGCAAAAACAGAACAAGGGAACUCUUCUGCCAGAAGAAAGGACAGUAAUGGACCUAGUGAUCCUGGUGGAGGGAUUGAGAUGUCAGAGUUUGUACGGGAAGCCACUCCUCCUGUAGGCUGUAGUUCACGAAAUUCCUUUGCUGGCCUAGACCUAAAUAACCAGAUUGGAUCUGGCUUAUCUCGGCGUGGAACUACAGCUACCAUUAAAGGUGAUACAGACACUGCAAAGACUUCUGAUGAUAUCAGUCUGAGUCUUGGCCAAAGUUCUAGUCUCUGUAAAGAAGGGAGCGAGGAGCAAGAUUUGGCAGCUGAUCGGAAGGCAUUCCAUCUGGUCUCCAUUGAUUCCUUUGUGUCCAUUCAACCAUCAUUAUCAUCUGCACAGGAGUUGCCACGGGAUAGCACUGACAAAGUGUGCCUCCCUAACAACCACCAUGUAGAUCAAUCUAUGUCCAAUGCAUGUGACACUGAAAUGGCUUCUCUUGUGCCUUUGCAUUCGCACUCCUAUAGGAAAGACCAUAGGCCACGAGGGGUGCCCAGGACUUCUAGUUCAGCUGUUGCUUUUCCAGAUGUUUCGCUGAACGACUUUCCCCUCUAUCAGCAAAGGCGAGGCCUGGAUCCUGUCAGUGAACUAGAAGCUUCCAAGCCUCGAUCUGGAUCCAAAGAAUCCUUAGCUGAGAACUCCUGCAUUUCUGGAGUCUUUCAACUGGAUGAUAUUCUGAAAUGUAGCAGCCCACAGCUGCUGGCCAGAAGCUGCAAGAGCAAAUCAUUACAAGCGGACAAAAGUAUAGACAGUCUAAGAAGCCUCAGUACUCGAAGUAGUGGCUCAACGGAGAGCUAUUGUAGUGGCACUGAUCGUGAUACUAUCAGUACUGUCAGCAGCUACAAAAGCGAGCAGACGAGCUCCACUCACAUAGAAAGUGUGUUGUCGGAGCAUGAGGAGUCACCUAAAGAGGAGAAGAAAAGCAGCAAGAAAAAGGACUGCUCUGUUGAUUCUGAUGAUUGUAGUUUUGCUACUGACAAAAGGACUAGUAGCGAAAGAACUGCAGUAGAGAUGAGCGUUGGCAGUAACAUUCAAGAGCAAGGCAGCUUGAACGCAUCAGAGGAGGUACACAAUCAGAGGGCUCUUAGUACCUCUGCUUCAGAAGAAGCAAAUAAGAAUCCUCACGCAAAUGAACUGACGACACAAGCAGACCAGCCUCCUGGGAAAACGGUUGAGAAAAGAGAUGAGCAGAAAGAGAAAUCUUCUGUGGUUGACUCGAGAACUUGUAAGGAGAUGGUAGGGAAGCAAAAGGACGGGGAUGUACGGCCCAAAUCAUGUAGCUUAAUUCACCGAACAGCUUCAGCUCACAAGUCCAGCAGGAGAAGGACAGGGGAAAAACGGGCUAGUAGUUUUGACACAAGUCGACACAAGGAGUAUAUUUCCUUCCGAGGUGUCUCUGGUACCAAACCCCACAGUGCAGUUUUUUGUCAUGACGAGGACUCAAGUGAUCAGAGUGACUUGAGCAGGACCUCAAGCAUGCAGUCAGCCCACCAGUUCAGCAGUGAUAGCUCGUCCAGCACCACCUCCCAUUCGUGCCAGUCUCCUGAGGGAAAGUACAAUGCCCUAAAGACCAAAUAUAUUGCAAAAGAGAGGGGCACAGACUUGGAGUACACUUACAAAAUCCACCUGGCCUCUGAGGCAAAUGGCAAAAAGCACUCAACACGACGGACUUCCAGCGCAAACAGUGCCAAGAGUCGUACCAGGGUAUUAAGCUUGGAUAGCAGUACUGUAGCCUGCUUGAACGAUCCAAAUCUAAUGAUGCCAGAUACCAUAAAACAACUAACGACUUCUAAAUCUGAUUUGGAUGCCAAAGAGGGAGAGGUGCUUGAUGAGCUAUCUCUGUUGGGAAGGGCUUCACAACUAGAAUCAGUCACUCGUUCUAGGAAUAGCUUACCAAACCAGACUAUUUUUGCUGAAGGGGAGGAGCAGGAGCAGGGAAGUGUUGCAGCACAAGCCAGUGAGGAGGUGGUCACAGUUCGUCGUGAGCGCAGCACAUUUAGGCGUCAGGCAGUACGGCGCCGUCACAAUGCAGGGAGUAACCCUACCCCUCCUUCAUUGCUCAUCGGCUCACCCCUAAGCCUUCAAGAUGUUCAGCAAGGACUGCAGUCCACAACCCAAGUCAAAGUCCAGUCCCGCCCCCAUUCCCAGGCAGCAGUGCUCAGUGCUAGUGCCUCCUUGCUGGUGAGAAAUGGGAGUGUCCACUUAGAAGCAUCACAUGACAAUGCAUCUGCUGUCGGCGGCAGCAGUUUGCAGGAUGAACUUGGUAAGUUCAGUUCUACACUCUACGAGACAGGGGGCUGUGAUAUGUCGCUUGUGAAUUUUGAGCCUGCUGCAAGAAGAACAUCUAAUAUCUGUGACACGGAUUCUCAUGUAUCAAGUUCUACCUCAGUUCGUUUUUAUCCACAUGAUUUACUCUCCCUACCCCAGAUCAGGCUGAACAGGCUGUUGACCAUAGAUACAGAUCUCCUCGAGCAUCAAGACAUUGACCUAAGCCCUGACCUGCAGGACCAUCUGCAACCUCAAGAGGAAGCCGCCCAAAAAGUCAAACACUAUUAUCGCUUUUGGAUCCUACCCAAGAUCUGGAUUGGUAUCAAUUUUGAUAGACUGACUCUCCUAGCCUUGUUUGAUAGAAAUCGUGAGAUCCUGGAAAAUGUGUUAGCUGUCAUCCUAGCUAUCCAAGUGGCUUUCUUGGGUUCUGUACUUCUUAUUGAAGGCUUCUUCAAGGAUAUCUGGGUUUUCCAGUUUUGCUUGGUGAUUGCCAGCUGCCAGUAUUCCUUGCUCAAGAGUGUGCAACCAGAUUCUUCAUCACCUCGGCAUGGUCAUAACCGAAUCAUCGCCUAUAGCCGCCCUGUUUACUUCUGCAUAUGCUGCAGCCUCAUUUGGCUGCUGGACUAUGGCAGCAAGAGCACUUUCACUGCAAGGUUCCGACUAUAUGGGAUGGCUUUCACUAAUCCAAUUUUGCUGCUAUCAGCAAGGGACUUGAUUAUAGUGUUUACACUAUGUUUCCCUAUAGUGUUCUUCAUUGGUCUUCUGCCUCAGGUGAACACAUUUGUCAUGUACCUCUGUGAACAAUUAGAUAUUCAUGUCUUUGGUGGCAAUGCGACGACAAGCUUGCUUGCAGCACUUUACAGUUUUAUCUGUAGUAUUGUGGCAGUAGCAUUAUUGUAUGGAUUGUGUUAUGGUGCCCUAAAGGAUUCUUGGGAUGGUCAACAUAUUCCAGUGCUCUUUUCAGUAUUCUGUGGCAUGUUAGUGGCAAUAUCCUACCAUCUCAGCAGACAGAGUAGUGAUCCUUCUGUGCUUUUUUCUUUAGUGCAAUCAAAACUUUUCCCUACUUCAGAAGAUAAAAAUCCAGAGGAUCCACUGUCUGAGGUUAAAGACCCCUUACCUGAAAAACUGAGAAAUUCAGUGAGUGAACGCUUGCAGUCUGAUCUGGUGGUGUGCAUAGUCAUCGGUGUACUUUAUUUUGCUAUUCACGUCAGCACAGUUUUCACAGUAUUGCAGCCUGUCUUGAGCUAUGUUCUGUACGCGUUGGUGGGCUCGGUUGGCUUUAUGACCCAUUAUGUACUGCCACAACUUCGGAAACAGCUCCCUUGGCACUGUUUUUCUCACCCACUGUUGAAAACCAAGGAAUACUAUCAAUUUGAAGUCCGCAAUGCUGCACAUGUGAUGUGGUUUGAGAAACUUCAUAUAUGGCUUCUUUUUGUGGAGAAGAAUAUUAUCUACCCUCUGAUAGUCCUCAAUGAGCUCAGCAGCAGUGCGAAAGCUAUUGCUAGCCCAAAGAGACUGGAUAUAGAAUUUGGUGCUUUAAUGAUUACUAUUGCUGGUAUGAAGCUGUUGCGUUCCUCUUUCAGCAACCCAACCUACCAGUAUGUUACUGUCAUUUUCACAGUGCUUUUCUUUACAUUUGACUACAAACGUUUCUCGGAGACAAUGCUGCUAGACUUGUUCUUCAUGUCCAUACUCUUCAGCAAGCUGUGGGAGCUUUUCUACAAGUUGAGAUUUGUAUACACUUACAUUGCUCCUUGGCAAAUCACAUGGGGAUCUGCGUUCCAUGCUUUUGCCCAGCCUUUUGCUGUACCACAUUCUGCAAUGCUGUUUGUCCAAGCAGCUGUGUCUGCUUUCUUCUCUACUCCACUAAACCCAUUUUUGGGAAGUGCAAUAUUCAUCACUUCUUAUGUUAGACCUGUCAAGUUUUGGGAGCGAGACUACAACACAAAACGAGUGGACCACUCAAACACAAGACUGGCUUCGCAGCUUGAUCGAAAUCCAGGUUCAGACGACAAUAACUUGAAUUCAAUCUUCUACGAACACUUAACUCGAUCCCUUCAGCACAGCUUGUGUGGAGACUUGCUCCUUGGGCGAUGGGGGAACUAUAGUACCGGGGACUGCUUUAUCCUUGCUUCUGACUACCUCAAUGCACUAGUACACCUUAUAGAGAUAGGCAAUGGAUUGGUCACCUUCCAGCUGAGGGGGCUUGAAUUUAGAGGAACUUACUGCCAGCAACGGGAAGUAGAAGCCAUCACUGAGGGUGUGGAAGAAGAUGAAGGGUUUUGUUGCUGUGAACCUGGUCACAUCCCUCACAUGCUCUCUUUCAAUGCUGCUUUUGGCCAACGCUGGCUAGCCUGGGAGGUUCUGGUAACCAAGUAUGUCCUGGAGGGCUACAGUAUCACAGACAACAGUGCUGCAUCCAUGCUUCAAGUCUUUGAUCUUAGAAAGAUACUCACCACGUACUAUGUCAAGGGUAUCAUCUAUUAUGUAACAUCCUCCCCCAAGCUAGAGGAAUGGUUAUCAAAUGAAACAAUGCAGGAAGGUUUGCAGCAAUGUGCAGACCAAAACUAUGUUGAUGUGGAUCCUACAUUUACUCCUAAUAUUGAUGAGGAUUAUGACCACCGCCUAGCAGGGGUCUCCAGAGAGAGUUUCUGUGUCAUUUAUCUCAACUGGAUAGAAUACUGCUGUUCUCGGAGAGAAAAGCCAUUGAAUGCAGAUAAAGAUUCUUCCCUGGUGACUCUUUGCUAUGGACUGUGUGUUCUUGGCCGGAGAGCUCUGGGGACUGCUUCACAUCAUAUGUCUAGUAAUUUGGAAUCCUUCCUUUAUGGGCUCCAUGCAUUGUUCAAAGGGGAUUUUCGUAUCUCAUCGAUUCGAGAUGAAUGGAUCUUUGCAGACAUGGAGUUGCUGAGGAAAGUAGUCGUCCCAGGAAUACGCAUGUCAUUAAAACUACAUCAGGAUCAUUUCACAUCUCCAGAUGAAUAUGAUGAUCCUGCUGUUCUCUAUGAAGCCAUCACAUCCCAUGAACAAAAUCUGGUCAUAGCUCAUGAAGGGGACCCUGCUUGGAGAAGUGCUGUCCUUUCCAAUUCUCCUUCUCUGCUUGCCCUUCGCCACGUAAUGGAUGAUGGCACCAAUGAAUACAAAAUAAUCAUGUUGAACAAGCGCUUUCUAAUCUUCAGAGUCAUUAAAGUCAAUAAGGAGUGUGUUCGUGGUCUUUGGGCUGGGCAGCAGCAAGAGCUGGUUUUCUUGCGCAAUCGGAACCCAGAAAGAGGGAGCAUCCAGAAUGCAAAGCAAGCUUUAAGAAACAUGAUAAACUCAUCUUGUGAUCAGCCAAUUGGAUAUCCCAUUUAUGUGUCCCCUCUGACUACAUCUUACUCGGAUAGCAAUGAGCAGCUCAAAGAGAUUCUCGGGGGUGCCAUCAGUUUGGGAAACAUCAGGAACUUCAUAGUCUCUACAUGGCAUAGGUUAAGAAAAGGCUGUGGUGCUGGAUGCAACAGUGGGGGGAACAUCGAAGACUCAGAUGCUGGAGGAGCAGCGUCCUGCACAAGUAACAGUGCAACUGCCAAUGACUCUCAAAGCAGCGUAUCUCAAGGAGGAGGAGGAAACGUCACAGUUGGACAAGCCCCUGGAACAGGACUGCAUCCUCCUGUUACGCCUCACCCUGCCACUCUAGGCACCAGCCAUAGUGCUCAUUCUGUGCAGUCCAGCCUUGUCAGACACUCUCCUGCUCGUGCCUCAGUUGCCAGCCAGUCGUCCUAUUGCUACAGCAGUCGUCAUUCAUCCCUGCGCACGUCCACUACUGGCUUUGUGCCUUGCCGACGCUCCUCCACCAGCCAGAUCUCCCUUCGCAAUCUUCCAUCGUCCAUCCAGUCGCGUCUGUCCAUGGUGAACCAAAUGGACCCCGCAAGCCAGACAGGUGUUGCCAACAUGCAACAUGGCCUACCUUCCUCAAGCAGCUCCAGCCAAAGUAUCCCUGCCUGCAAGCAGCAUGCCCUCGUUGGAUUUCUAGGGACAGAGGGAAUGAGUAACGUUACUGAUGCACAGCCAGGCACACAUGUGAGCCCUGUCAACCAGACACAAACCAAAAGGGAGGAUGUUAGAUAUAGAAUUCAGAUAAUGGAUCCCAGCCAGGUAUUGGAAGGGAUCAACUUGUCCAAAAGAAAGGAACUGCAGUGGCCAGAUGAGACAAUACGGUUAAAAGCUGGAAGAAACAGCUGGAAAGACUGGAGUCCUCAGGAAGGCAUGGAAGGCCAUGUGAUUCACCGUUGGGUGCCUUGCAGCAGAGAUCCAGGAAGUAGAUCUCACAUAGACAAAACCAUCCUGUUGGUCCUGAUUGAAGACAAAUAUGUUCCUGUGAUUGAAACUGGAGUCCUGGAACUUGGGGCUGAAGUGUGAGCUGCUUGGACAGUUUAGCUGCUUCUUGUCCCUCCGCAAGGUUUAGAAAUGAGGUUGGGUUCUCAGGAGGAUGUUCGUCAUGCCUCAAGUAAUAGAAAAAGACUUGAAAUCAAAGUGGUUGUGUGUCAAUCUCUGGCCCAAAAAUAAAUAAGGGGCGUUGCUUUUAUUUUUAUUUUUCAAGUUAGCUACUGAGGAAAACAUUUUGCAUGAAGGGUAAUGUUCUGUUUUAUACUUCAUUUUAUGCAUUACAGUGCUUUAAAAGAACCCCACAUUUUCCAGUUUUAAAAUAGGAACAUCUCGCUUUUCUAAUCGUUUUGCCAAAAAUGGCCAUGUUUUGUCACAGUAAUGUGGAUUCCAUUCAUCUUUUCUUUUGUUU
Molecule: messenger RNA, 7507 nt
Organism: Podarcis raffonei (Aeolian wall lizard)
Lineage: Eukaryota; Metazoa; Chordata; Lepidosauria; Squamata; Lacertidae
Gene: PCNX1
Product: pecanex 1
Exons: 36
Coding region: 127-7131 (2334 amino acids)
Cellular component (GO): membrane
Source: RefSeq, a predicted model, not a curated record